AUGAGCGCGCGACAGGCUCUCUGGCAAAAGCGAGCGGGAACGAGCAACAAGAAAUGCAAAGCAGAAGGGAGUCGAGCAAGGGAGGAGGCUCUACUGGGAGCCGCUAGGAUGCUUUGGGCGACAGGCCUGGCACUUAUCGCAGUGGCCGCCAGGCGCAUGGCUUAUUUAUUAUGGGCGGGGCCGUGCAGUGUAUCGUCAUUGUUUUUGCUUGAUCAAAAAAAGGGCACAUGCGCUGCCGUGGCGCCGUGUUUUGCGACGGCGGCGGUAACAGCAGCGAGGAUGCGCAGACGGGGAGUGCUUGGUCAAGAGCGAGUCUGCGACGGGGGAGUGGGAGUGGGAGUGGGAGUGGGAGGCAGGGAGACGAUGCAUGCAUAUGGGGAGAGAGGCACAGAGGGAGGGCAGGGCAUGCAUAGUGGAAGGAUUGGGGAUGAGGGAGGAGCAGCAGCGGUAGCGGUAGCGGUAGCAGCAAUGGCAGCAGCAACGCAGCAAUGCAGCAUCAACAGGGCCAACAAGCAAGGCCAACAAACCAACAAUAGCCAGGCUGCAGUGGAUCGGCGCCGAACUGUGGACUUGCCAGCAUGCUUGCGCGGCACCCCGACCACGACUAACCAUGAGCAUGGAGAUCCGCUUCUCCCUGUGGGCCACCCACACACCACACCACAGGGAGAUCUGAGGCGCCAUUACCGGACCUGCACGUCGGGCGUCGUACCCAACGACUACUCACAGCCAGGACGGGCGAAGAUGUACAUACAUCCAUCGAUAAUGGAGCAGCCUGACACGAGCAGUCUAUGUAGUAGUAGUACUGGGUACAUUCACGUCCCCCGGCGUCAGCACCUAGCCGCAGCCAAGCAGGCCGGCGUGCAAGAGCUCCGUGCGUCUGACGUCGACGUUCGCGCUGCGUGGGCCAAGACGUCCCGUCCCAACGCCCAUUCUGCCUCCGGCCAACUGGCGCCGUGCAACCGCUGUCAAGGCCCGUCGUCUCCCAACGGUUGCCAGUCGUCAUACAUAGCACAGGCAUACUAUGUACGCACUCACAAGACGACGACGCACGGCUCCGAUGGCUUCCCGCACCCGAGCCGCGGCUGCAUCUGCAAAAUCAUACCAGAACCACAAUCGCGGCGGUCGGGGCCCCUGGUGCCAGCACACACGCGCGCGCGCGCUCGACAAUACUUUCCUGCUGCCACUUACUCGACCUUUGGCACUCCCGCCGCUGAUAAGCUGCAGCGAUCGGCCUGCCGUGCCCACCGCAUGUGCCCUUUUGCCAUAGCACAUGUCGCAAAGCCUGUCGCAAACCUCGCCUCAACCAUCCACUCACUGCUUGCCUACCUAACCUAUACUCUGCUGCAUGUGCCUCCAACCCUAUGCUUCCUCGCUCGCCUGUACCGCUCUCAUCUAGUAUACUCCGAGUCCGGUCACCCCACGGCCCAAUCCAGCACGACUAGUAUGAGUACGCUGCCUUCCAAGCUACAAGGCUGCAAGGCUGCGACAACACCAACAACAACAACAACAACAUCGCGUGCUCUGAUCCCUGAACAACGGCUAUCUGCGCGUCGACUAGUUAUUACAACCUGCGGGGGGCACCAGCGCUCGUAUUCGUAUCCAUCCCGUAGCCGAGACGUGCCAGAAAGUGCAGAGUGA
Bipolaris victoriae FI3 is the source of this 1638-nucleotide messenger RNA. RefSeq lists its product as hypothetical. The coding region runs from base 1 to 1638 and encodes 545 amino acids. The record is from RefSeq and is a predicted model, not a curated record. Lineage: Eukaryota; Fungi; Ascomycota; Dothideomycetes; Pleosporales; Pleosporaceae. The transcript has 7 exons.